ACAAAAGGAAAGAGAGAAAAAUUUGGUUAGCCCUUUCGCCUCCGUCGUAAUCCGUUUGAGAAGAAGUAAAGUGGAUAGAGAGAGAGAGAGAGAGAGAGAGAGAGAGAGAGAGAGAGAGAGAGAUCUCGGACUUGUUAGGGUGCGUCGUCGGUGUAAUGAGCAGCCAGCUUUUACUCCUCUUCUUCUUCUUCUUCGUUUAUUUUUGUUUUUGUGGGGAUCUGUUUGUUUGUUAGGGUUUGAUUGCGAUUUUUGGAGUUGGCAGGGAGAAUGCUUCAGAUACGACUAAGGAGGGAUUCUCCAACGGAGACUGGUAGCGGAGCAAGACCUUCGCCCACGGAAACAGUUACCGUAGCCUGUCCCGACCAUCUGGUCCUCGCCGACCUUCCUGUCGCCAAAGGGAUCGGUUCCGUGACUCCCACCACCGUGAUCAAGCCCGUGGGACGCCGUUCUCGCAGGCAGCUAGGGGAGAGAGUUCAUUUCUGCGUCCGUUGCGAUUUCCCCAUUGCAAUCUAUGGCCGUCUGAAUCCAUGUGAUCAUGCCUUUUGCCUCGAAUGUGCUCGCAGUGACUCCAUCUGCUAUCUAUGUGAUGAACGUAUUCAAAAGAUUCAGACCAUCAAGAUGAUGGAAGGUAUCUUCAUCUGUGCUGCUCCUCACUGCCUCAGGUCUUUCCUCAAGAAACCUGACUUUGAAUCCCAUGUCCAUCACCUCCACGCCUCCCUUUUACUACCCGAUCCUUCUGAUAAAGAAGACGGCAACGACUCUGACGUUCAGAGCACUAAGCAGCAAUCUUCUGCUUCUGAAUCCACUUUGCGUGCCCCCUUAAGAUCCCAGCUGCCUUUACUACACAGGUCUUCUUCUUUGUCUAAGCCACUUUCUGGAUUUGGGAGUUACCCUGCUGACAACGAUAACUCUCGUCCUCCCGGUUUCGAAACCGCCAGUCCUAAACCUGGAAUCCGGUUCCCAGAUUACCCUCCGCCUAUGAAUAUCAUGCAACCCCCCACCAUGCCCAUUCCCAUGAAUGCUUUGCCUCAGCAGUUUAGUUUUCCGCCUUAUCCAACCGCUGAUGGAUCCUCUCAGCAAUUCUACAAUGGUGCACCUUUUGAAUUAGCAAGACCAGAAGGCAGCGGCUCAGAACACGGUUCCGCCCCAGGGUAUCAGCAGCAGCAGCCGCAGCAGCCUGCGCCAAUGAUGAAUCCCAGUUUCCAAGGAUCUUAUCCCCCACAGUCGUCAUGGAAUCCCGGUAUGGCACCGCCUCAGACGACUCAGCAGGCUAACAGGGGUGGUAGAGACGCUCAAGGUUUUGGGUGGCAACAAGAUAACCGUGAUGGUUUUGGGCAGGAGUAGUAACUAUUAGACUAGUUUCAACUCUUCUUCUUUUAUGUGUACUGUUUAAACUAUUUGUUUGAAAGUUUCAAUAAGUGUUUCUGGGACGCUGUCUUUUUUUGCUUC
Raphanus sativus (radish) is the source of this 1449-nucleotide messenger RNA. Its product is annotated as E3 ubiquitin-protein ligase HAKAI homolog. Gene Ontology annotation, molecular function: ubiquitin protein ligase activity. Gene Ontology annotation, biological process: protein ubiquitination; regulation of cell adhesion. Lineage: Eukaryota; Viridiplantae; Streptophyta; Magnoliopsida; Brassicales; Brassicaceae. The record is from RefSeq and is a predicted model, not a curated record.